AUGCCUGUAAGAUCCCACUUAAGUGGGGAAUCUACUCCGAAUGGCUUACCUGCCAUGAAAACUACCACGGACCUCAACAAGCUUAAAGCUCCACAACUUCGAAGCUGGCUGACACUAUACGGGCUCGCUACCUCUGGCAGCAUAGUAAAGGAUAGAAGUUUGUUAUGGAGUUAUUUGAUAUCCUCGAUCGAGGAAGACUUGGAAUAA
Molecule: messenger RNA, 207 nt
Organism: Kwoniella mangroviensis CBS 8507
Lineage: Eukaryota; Fungi; Basidiomycota; Tremellomycetes; Tremellales; Cryptococcaceae
Exons: 2
Coding region: 1-207 (68 amino acids)
Source: RefSeq, a predicted model, not a curated record